AUGGUUCGAUUCACAGGUCACGAUAGAACAAGAAUUUUGGGUAUUGCCACGGCAGGAGGGAUGGCAGCCGAUGACUUUAGCGCUGGGAAGGAGAUGCCCGAACCUGGUGGAAUUCAUGCUGGAAGGUUAAACGCACCAACAAUUGAUGAAGUUGCCGUAUUAAUUGUGGAUGAAGGAGCGAGCAGUCGAGAUAUUGUACUUCAUCGUCGAGAUCAAAGUGUUGUGCAUGUUUCGGAAACUCAUCGUUGUUAUGAUGCGUUGCAGUACCCAAUUUUGUUUUGGCAAGGCGAGGAUGGUUACCAUUUCAAUAUUAAGAUGAAACAUCGUUUAACUGGCUUGGAAAUAGCAAAAAAAGUUAGUGCGAUGAACUAUUAUUCGUACAGAUUAAUGGUUCGGCUGAACGAAAUUAAUCAUAUAUUGAAUUGUAGAAGGCUUUGCAACCAAUUUAUAGUUGAUGUUUACGCUAAAAUUGAGUCUGAACGAUUGAAUUUUAUUCGAUUUAAUCAGAAAAAGUUAAAAUCCGAACAAUAUAUUCAUUUGCGCGAUGCAAUUCAGAAUGAUGGGAAUAUCAACGAUAUUGGCCAAAUGACAAUUUUACCAGCAACAUAUACUGGAAGUCCACGACACAUGCACGAGUACGCGCAAGACGCAAUGACGUACGUUCGGCAUUAUCAUCGACCCGAUUUAUUUAUUACAUUCACCUGUAAUCCUCAAUGGAAUGAAAUAAAGCAAUAUAUGUUUCAUGGUCAAAGUGCUUCUGAUCGCCACGAUAUUGUUGCGCGUGUGUUCAAGCAAAAAUUGAAAACGCUUAUGGAUUUUAUUGUCAAACAACAAGUGUUUGGAAAAGUUCAAUGUUGGAUGUAUUCUGUGGAAUGGCAGAAAAGAGGACUUCCGCAUGCACAUAUUUUGGUUUGGUUAGUUGAUAAAAUUACGCCAAAUGAAAUUGAUAGCGUAAUAUCAGCCGAAAUUCCUAAUCCAAUCAUUGAUCCAGGACUGUUUGAAUCAGUUACGAAGCACAUGAUUCAUGGACCAUGUGGGGCAUUAAAUGUGAACUCACCGUGCAUGGCUGAAGGAAAAUGCACAAAACGGUACCCAAGAGCAUUAAUAGCGGAAACAAUUUCUGGUAAUGAUGGUUAUCCGUUAUAUCGUAGGCGUUCACCUAAAGAUGAUGGCGAAACAGUUAUGGUGAAAUGCAAAAAUCAAGACAUUAAAAUUGACAAUCGUUGGAUCGUUCCAUAUUCGCCGCUAUUGUCCAAAACUUUUGGUGCUCAUAUAAAUGUUGAGUAUUGUAACUCAGUAAAAUCUAUCAAGUACAUAUGCAAAUAUGUUAACAAAGGAAGUGAUUUGGCCUAUUUUGGAAUUGCUGGGGAUAAAAGUGAUGAAAUCACUUCAUAUCAAUUAGGCCGUUAUAUUAGUACAAAUGAAGCAAUAUGGCGAAUUUUUUCAUUUGCAAUACACGAAAGGUAUCCAACUGUACUGCACUUGGCAGUUCAUCUUCAGAAUGGUCAACGUGUGUACUUCACCCCUGAGAAUGCGGCGCAACGAGCAGAACAGCCACCGAAAACAACGUUGACUUCAUUUUUUGAUCUGUGCAGAAAUGACGAAUUUGCUAAAACGUUAUUGUAUUCUGAAGUGCCACGAUAUUUCACAUGGAAUGAAUCUGCGAAAGUUUUUCAAAGACGGAAACAAGGGCAACCAGUACGAGGCCAUCCAAAUGUAUUUUCUACAGAAGCAUUGGGUCGUGUGUAUACCGUUUAUCCAAAUCAGGAUGAAUGUUUUUAUUUGCGUUUAUUAUUGAUUAACGUUCGUGGUCCUACGUCAUUUGAAGAUUUAAGAACAGUCCAUGGUGAAUUGUGUGCGACUUAUCGGCAAGCAUGCCAGCGUUUGAAUCUACUUGAUAUGCAUUGGGAAGCUACACUUGCUGAUUCCGUAAUUUCAUCAUCUCCACAUCAAAUACGAACAUUAUUUGCAAUUAUAAUAUCUACAUGCAGUCCAUCAAAUCCACUUGAAAUAUGGCAUAAAUUUCGUGAUGACAUGACGGAAGACAUUUUACUUCGAGUGCGACGUUCAGUUUCAAAUCCUGAAUUAGAAAUCACACCGGAAAUGCAUAACGAAGCUUUGAUUUUGAUUGAAGACAUGUGUAUAAUGAUUGCAAACAGAAUAUUAGUGCAGUUAGGAAUGAUAGCGCCUAAUCGUGUAGUUCAUGAUGUUAUUAAUCAAGAAAUGCAUCGUGAACAACAAUAUGAUCGUAAUCAAUUGAGAACAUUUGUGCAGUUAAAAGUUCCACAAUUGAAUAGUCAACAGAAAUAUGCUUAUGACAAAAUCAUGGAAGGUGUGAACAAUGAAGAAGGUGGAUUUUACUUUAUUGAUGCACCAGGAGGCACUGGAAAAACAUUUUUGCUGUCAUUGAUUCUGGCAACCAUACGAUCGGAUAAUAAAAUUGCUUUUGCAGUUGCUUCAUCUGGAAUUGCUGCUACCUUAUUAGACGGUGGUCGAACUGCGCAUUCUGCAUUUAAAUUGCCUUUGAAUAUAACAACGAUUGAAUCUCCUACGUGCAACAUUUCCAAAACGUCGGCAAUGGCAAAAGUUUUGCAGCAGUCUAAGAUAAUCGUAUGGGACGAAUGUACAAUGGCUCACAAAAGAUCAUUAGAAGCAUUAAAUCGAACCAUGCAAGAUCUUCGAGGAAAUGAAAGACUUUUUGGUGGCGCCUUUAUAUUGUUAUCAGGUGAUUUUAGGCAAACUUUACCUGUCAUUCCACGAUCUACUGCUGCUGAUGAGCUAAACGCAUGUUUGAAGUCUUCAGUUUUGUGGAAAUAUGUUAAAACAUUGCGUCUUAAUCAAAAUGUACGUGUACAAUUGCAAAAUGAUCCUUCUGCAGCUGAAUUUUCAAAACAACUUUUGGAAAUUGGGAAUGGUAAAGUUGCAGUCGAUAAAUCAACCGGAUUAAUAACAUUACCAAGCAAUUUUUGUAAUAUCACUCAAUCGAAAAAGGAGCUGGUUCAACGUGUGUUUCCAAAUAUAUUGCAGAACUACAGGAAUCAUGAUUGGUUGAGCGAACGCGCAAUAUUGGCAGGAAAAAAUAAAGACGUGAGCGAUUUAAAUGCAAGUAUUUUGCAAGAAAUAGAUGGCCAAUUUUUUGCAUACAAAUCAGUGGAUACGAUAAUAAAUGAAGAUGAGGUAGUGAACUAUCCUACUGAAUUUUUGAACUCACUUGAUUUGCCAGGCUUGCCAUCGCAUUAUUUGGCAUUGAAAGAGGGAGCACCGAUAAUAAUGCUCCGAAAUAUAAAUCAACCACGGCUUUGUAAUGGCACCAGACUUUCCGUGGAAAAACAGAUGGCCAAUUUAAUUGAAGCAACUAUUCUGAGUGGUAAAUAUAGAGGCGAAAACGUUCUAAUCCCCCGAAUUCCAAUGAUUCCAUCAGAUAUGCCAUUUGAAUUUAAACGGCUUCAAUUUCCUGUCCGUCUUGCCUUCGCUAUAACCAUUAAUAAAGCUCAAGGUCAGACUUUGAAUAUUUGUGGCUUAGAUUUGGAGCAACCUGUUUUCUCGCAUGGACAAUUGCUACAGGACAGACUGCUCUCCCACUUUGGGCUAUCACGUAACGAUGAUGAUAGCGAUGACGACAGGAGCGAACAAAGGUCAAGGCUUGUCGAAGUUGUGAGGGCACGUAACUUUACUUUAAGGGAUAUUCAAGACUCGUUAGCCCAUUUCGAUGGUACUGGUUCAGUAGACAUCAAUCUCUGGAUCCAGGAAUUUGAAGAAAAUGCGAUAGCUGUCGACUGGGACGAGAUCCAAAUGUACAUCUACGCGAAGCAAUUGUUGAAGGGUGCAGCCAAGUUGUUCGUUAGAAGUCAGGUGCGUAUCAAAAGCUGGGACGCUUUGAAGCAAGCUCUCAUUAAAGACAAACUCUCAUUGGGACAAAGUUAUCAUUGGCGGAAGUUCACCAUUGCCGCCUCGACCAGAUGGACUGGAAACUUGAGAAAAUUUCGGGUGUACUUCGAUUUAAUGCACGAAAUUCAGCCGCCAGCUGUUAUUUCUUCCGAAGAUUCUGACGUCAAGUUGGCAGAACACCUUGUGGUAGAAGGGAACAUGGAAUCUGAUAACGUUCUUGAAGAAACUUUCAUCACUAACUACAGAAAAAGGAAGAAUAAUUACGUUUAA
Messenger RNA from Eupeodes corollae, 4158 nucleotides. RefSeq lists its product as uncharacterized. Gene Ontology annotation, molecular function: DNA helicase activity. The record is from RefSeq and is a predicted model, not a curated record. NCBI's taxonomy places the organism in Eukaryota, Metazoa, Arthropoda, Insecta, Diptera, Syrphidae. The coding region runs from base 1 to 4158 and encodes 1385 amino acids. The transcript has 5 exons. Gene Ontology annotation, biological process: DNA repair; telomere maintenance.